AUGGCUGCGCUGAUUCCUGCACCAUCAGUACGAUGCAAGAGCGGCGUCGCGAUCAGGCCUGCCUUGGCGCGGAACCCUCUGCUACUGGCCAAGAGAGGUGUGCCGGGCUCCAGGAGAGGGGGAUCCAUCAGAUACAGGGGCUUCUCCGUGAAGGCGUCCGCCGUCUCGAGGCUCGAGGAUCUGCUCAACCUCGACGUCAACCCUUACACUGAAAGGAUCAUCGCGGAGUACAUUUGGUGCGUAAAAUCAAACACACGACAUUUUUUCCUUGCCUUCAAGCGAGAUGAAAUGAUUACUUCCUGUAGGGAUUAGCUGGGAGCUAGUAUAUUUUCGUAAUCUAGGUGUGGUUCUGGAGCUCGUUUGGCUGUCUAGGACCCGAUUAUUAUCUAGGUUUUGCUUAUCUUGUGCUCAUCACAGCUCGUCGGAUCUGUUCCGGCUCGUCCCUGUUUUCUGCUCAAAGUUGCUUCUCCUGCCCUCAUUUAACGGAAACCUUUUUGUACAGGAUUGGUGGAUCAGGGAUUGAUGUGCGCAGCAAAUCACGGGUGCGAAACUAGGAACUCGUCUGAUUCCUAUGAACUUUAAGUAGGAUAGGACGAUUAAGAGAAUUCGUUUUUUGUGUGAAAACGUCCUCCAAUUCUCUUGUAGACCAUCUCCAAACCUGUGGAGCACCCCUCAGAGCUGCCAAAGUGGAACUAUGAUGGAUCGAGCACGGGACAAGCUCCAGGAGAAGACAGUGAAGUGAUCCUCUAGUAAUAAAGCCCGCUCAUCUUUUGUUGGUUGUUGUGCUUUUUUGUUAUGAAUUAUUGAGUUCGUAGUGGGAAAUACACUGUUCAAUGAAUUGUUCUAAUUUGCACGAUCUGUCUGCAGCCCACAAGCUAUUUUCAGAGAUCCUUUCCGAGGGGGGAACAACAUCUUGGUGAGUAGCAUUUUGCUCAUUUAUUCAAAAUUUUUAAUUUUAUAUCCAAUGAAAAGCGACUUUGCCAGUGUAAAUGUCUGUAAUAUGGUGGAUUAAUCAACUCAUAUUAUGUUAUUAAUGGGACUUAAUUUUUGAAGGUUAUGUGCGACUCAUACACCCCUAAUGGAGAACCCAUCCCCACCAAUAAGCGGUACAGAGCUGCUCAGAUCUUCAGCGACCCAAAGGUUGUUGCUGAAGUCCCAUGGUAAUUGCUCUUCUUUUCCAAAAUCUUACUCUCCAAAAGAAUGGAGAGGAAGUGAAGUUUUUCGCAGAAGUUAAUAAAUACCAUAACUUUGUCCCAAAUAUGGGCUUUCGUUAUUGUUAUGUAAUGAAAUGUCUACAUGCUCUGUGUGCCAUUAGGUUUGGAAUUGAACAGGAGUACACCUUGCUCCAAUCAAACGUGAAGUGGCCUCUUGGCUGGCCUAUUGGGGGAUAUCCUGGACCCCAGGUAAUCACUUUGGCAGAUUGGUCCUUUUAGUUUAAAACCUGGUAAAAGUGGGAAGAAAGUGUGAAAAUGUUGUGAAAAGGAGAUAUAUGGAAGACGUGUGAUGCACAUGUAAUCUUAACAAGUAUAUAUCAUAUAAUACAUCCAUGAAAUCAGGAAUAACAAAUAAUCCAUCAAGUUGAAAAAUCUAUAUGUGAUUGUUUACAUUUUAGACCAGUUCUCAGGAUCAUAGUUUCUCUAUUCUUGAUAUGGCUCAUGAUAUGAGGGAAAAAUCGUCAUCUUAUCUAGCUCUAUCUUGGUGUUGUUGAUGUUCUUUCUUGUGUCCUAAUAAUCUUAGUUUCUUGAUGGUGCUUAGGGUCCCUAUUAUUGUUCAGCUGGUGCAGACAAGUCAUUCGGGCGUGAUAUAUCAGAUGCUCACUACAAGGCGUGCCUAUAUGCUGGAAUUAACAUUAGUGGUACCAAUGGAGAAGUUAUGCCUGGUCAGGUAUUCAUUACCCUUUUCUGUGAACCCAGAUGCCCCCCCCUCCCCCACUGUCACGUCUAUUAUUAUCAUACCACAUGCAUGAUGGCACACUUAUAUCUACUUUUACGUAUUACUUUGAAUUCAUGAAAAUUGAAGAUGCUAAUAAUGUGAUUGCAUCUAUGUAUAUCAGCUAUUCACUGUUUAACUUUAAGAAGAUGAAGAUGCUAAUUUGCUUCGUACAUUGUGAUAUAGUUAACAUCUUUUCUUCUUGGUCGUCACUUUAAGAUCUUCUUUUGCAGUGGGAAUAUCAAGUGGGUCCAAGUGUUGGAAUUGAUGCAGGGGAUCAUAUAUGGGUUUCCAGAUACAUCCUCGAGGUAAUUUUUACUGCAAAAAGAAGUAUUUUUAGAUGAAGACAGUCCAAAACCUUUGAAAAAUAGCAGCUCCCGAAUAUCCAACUGACCAAAUGAUUUCUUAUAACAUACUCUAUUUUUCUUUGACAAAUAUGCCAUCAGCCGUUGAGGUUUUCCCAGAAUUAUUCGUAUGUCCGUUUGAUGACUAAUGUCGAUAGUUUAUAUGAUUCGUGGAACGCACAAGCUCUUGAGGCUUAACACUCACAUUGUCCAAUGUCGAUCCGUGCUCGUUGAGAUCAAAAUAAAAACAAGGAAAUAAAGGCUAUCAAUGUUUUCUUCUUCACUAUAGCUUUGUGCAAGACCUAAGCAGCUUGAUGGCUUAAUCCUUUUGGUACAUUAAGCCAUGUAUCUCUCAAAAUAACUUUUUAGUCGUGUACGAAAAACAGAAAUUACAAUUGUAUAUGUGCAGUCGACUUGAUGAACUGGCACGGACUAUUGAUCUCCUAUUUCCAAUUUUUCAGAGAAUCACAGAACAAGCGGGUGUCGUGCUUUCUCUAGAUCCUAAACCCAUUGAGGUACUUUAUUAAUACAAUGUAUUUUUCAAGAUGAUCUGAUCUCUUGAUUAUCUUCACUACUAAAUCCGCUGUGCAAUUACAUUCUCUGAGCUGUAGGGUGACUGGAAUGGUGCUGGAUGCCACACCAAUUACAGGUAAUCCUUCAUGCGAUUUAUCUAUUGCAAAGAGGUCUUCCGUUUAUGAUGCGUAUAAAAUUAAUGACGUCCUCUGUUCCACACACACACACACACACAAAAGAAUGGUUAUCAAAAUUAGAUGAUUGGAUAGAGUAUUACCAAGAAGAAAAACAGUGACUUAGAACUUCCAAGGUCUAGAUAGGGAAAUUAUAUGCUGGACAAGUCUUUGCUAACACCAGGUUAAGGCUCUAAUUUUCUUGCAUUUACUUUUCUUUCUUUGAAUACUAUGCUUAAUUAUCUGUUAAUUACAGGGUAUUGAAAGAAUAUGACGCUGAAAUGCUCUUUUGUUUGUGAAAGAAGCUACCCAUGUGAUGGCAUUCAGUUAUAAUAGUGCCUCAACGCUGAACUCUCUAAUGCAGCACAAAGACCAUGCGAGAGGAUGGAGGAUACGAAGCCAUUAAGAAGGCUGUUGGCAACCUCUCGCUCCGUCACAAGGAGCACAUCAGUGCAUAUGGAGAAGGAAACGAGCGGCGGCUGACGGGCAAACAUGAGACUGCCAACAUCAAUACCUUCUCUUGGGUAUGCCCAAAGAACCCAGUGCUAAAUAAAAUCGUAGGCUGCUGCAGCGUCCGGUAUUCUGUGAGAAAAAUAUUCUCUCUGAUCCGUUGCCCAUUUCGCUAUUGAUUGACAGGGUGUUGCCAACCGUGGUUGCUCGGUCCGUGUGGGACGGGAGACUGAGAGGCAGGGCAAAGGUGUGUUCAUAUUUAUUUGGUCGUAUAUAUCAUCUUGGGCGUCGCCAUUCCUCGGCUGAUGAUCUGAUUUUUUCUUUUUUUUCUUUUUUUUUCGGCAAUAUAGGGUACUUGGAAGAUCGCCGCCCAGCGUCCAACAUGGACCCAUAUGUGGUGACUUCACUGCUGGCGGAGACGACGAUCCUGUGGGAGCCGACGGUGGAACCGGUUCCCUCCCAGAAGGUGCAGUUGAAAGUCUGA
Spirodela intermedia is the source of this 3893-nucleotide messenger RNA. The record is from the annotation of a GenBank genome assembly. Lineage: Eukaryota; Viridiplantae; Streptophyta; Magnoliopsida; Alismatales; Araceae.